Molecule: messenger RNA, 2007 nt
Organism: Stegodyphus dumicola
Lineage: Eukaryota; Metazoa; Arthropoda; Arachnida; Araneae; Eresidae
Source: RefSeq, a predicted model, not a curated record
CGUGUGCGGCAGAGCGACUGAGAAAGCUUCGCGUCGGUGAGGAGGGCAGUCACAUCCACAACGGAUACCACCGGCGCGCGUUGCCUCACGUUUCGGACGCACACGAUGGGGGAAGACAGGACCACGUGUGCGGAAAAGAAAUGCAAUGAUGUCCACCUCCCCUGUCGGCACAGACAUUCUUCUACCAUUUCAUCGGGCUCUGAAGAUGCGGAGACCGAAUCUACAUCUACUGGAUAUCAAGAUGAUGAUCGAGAAGAAGAACUUGAAUAUGGUCCGGGAAUUGUCAACAAGCUACGGACGCGUUUCCUGACAAUCAGCCUUAAGCAGAAUAGAGGCUGUGGCAUGAGAAGGUCCUGUAGUAUGGAGAACUUGCUGGACCAGGACAGGCCUUGCAGGGGUAAUAUUUUCUCGACUGCUAAAAGGCUUGGUGAUGAGAGCGAUGAGGGAAAGAACACCAUAUGGGGUAACCUGAAACGUGCGAAGAGCAUGGAUACUUUGCUCAUGGACCUCCAGGCUGCACCGAAUAAUGCAGAACUGCAUUGCGAAUCCAGUAUCAAGGAACCGAAAAUUAUUCGAAGGAGAGACGGUGGAUUGAAUCGGGCAGUGCCUACUAUUUGCGAUGAGGAAUUACCUAAACCUGACACGGUUAAGACCUACAAGCGGAUGUUCGAACCAGCUGAGUCCAGAAGGGGCUCUCACAGUAGAAGGCCUCCUGUGUUGAGGGCCAGUGCGAAGUCGGGGGUCCUUGCGGCCUCGAAGAUUAAUGGAGUCAUACCAAGUUCGAGUGCCAAAGUGAACGGAAUAGUGACGAAAAACAAAUUCAGUGCCAAACAGUCUGCUCCCGUUAAAGCUCAAAUCAAUCAAGAAUCUGCCAUUUGUUCCAGUUCGAUUGUAAAACAACCACUUGUGAAUGGAAACAGUGAAAAACCACUUUUGAAUGGAAAUCAUACCGUGAAAGCCACUCCAUUAAAAAUCACUAAGCCAGGUUUGUGCAAUGGGAAGGAAGCCGAAAAGAGCAACAAUCAGUCUUUAUGUAAAGAGGCAGAAAAAGCUGUCUUCGGUGGUAAUAAUACGAGCAGAAAGGAAAUUCAUUUCGUACAUAACGCGGACAUUAUCUGCAAUGGAAACACCAGCAACAAAGAAUUCCUUAAAACUAAAACAGUUGAAGAUUCUUUGAAUAAUUCUGGUAAGCGUAUCAUCACCAAUAACAGUGUAACAAACUGUAAGCCCAAAGUGCCCCCGAACAGACCUACAUUCUUGAAGAACGCUGCAAAGUCACAUGAACCUAAGGGGAACGAUCGUAAACCUGCGACACUGGUUAAACCAAAAUCCAAUACCGUUGCCUGUCCUAAAAUAAACUCUAAGCAGAUAGUGAACAAUGAAGUGGAAAAAGAAUCCCGGUUAAUAAGUGAGAACGAACUGUCGAAGGAUGUCAAACUUAAUGGGAAUAGUCAAACAUCUCAAGAGCGAGUGAAUGACCUAGGGAAGAUAGUGGAAGAUAACAAUCGCAAAAACGUUGAAAAACGUGCUUCUGAAGUAAUAGACAUGGUCUGUCUGGAUAAAAUACCUGCAGAAAGCAAUGGUCUCGAUAAAGAAGCGAAAGAUGACGGCGAAAAACUCAAUGGCGUUUCAGAAAGCAUUGCGAUUGAUGUAAAAGUGGAAGUUGAAGUGAAACGUGAUAUUAAAUCCAUAAAAAAGGCACAGACAUCGACUUCCCCAGUGACUUCAAUGGUAUUUGAUUUUCGAGGUAAAGAUGUUGUGCCUCAUGUAGCUGUUCUACCAACACCUUUUGGGUGCAAAUCAUUGCAUCCCAAGAAACGACCCCUCCUCGUCGACGGCAAAGAAGUCCUUAAUGGGAAUGGGGUCGCCACGGAUGAUGAGGAUGAGGAUUAUGUGGAUUAUAGUGUACCUCCACCCUCUGGUGUGGUCUUCGAAGGCGAGAAUGUCAAAAUUGGUCGGGGAUCCAUGCUUUCGACAAGAAACAAAGACGUGAGUAUUUGCAUUUGA